This is a messenger RNA of Cyphellophora attinorum, 597 nucleotides long. Its product is annotated as Pre-rRNA-processing protein TSR2. Gene Ontology annotation, biological process: maturation of SSU-rRNA from tricistronic rRNA transcript (SSU-rRNA, 5.8S rRNA, LSU-rRNA). The transcript has a single exon. NCBI's taxonomy places the organism in Eukaryota, Fungi, Ascomycota, Eurotiomycetes, Chaetothyriales, Cyphellophoraceae. The coding region runs from base 1 to 597 and encodes 198 amino acids. Gene Ontology annotation, cellular component: nucleus. The record is from RefSeq and is a predicted model, not a curated record.
AUGACCGACAGCGUACCAACGCUUCCAGCUGGACAGUCAGAUCGAAUUGACCUACACGUCGCGCUUGCAUUAUGGGCGUGGCCUGCACUCUCUUUCGCCUGUGCAAAUGCAUUCGGCGGCUCUCCUGAUAUUGCAGCGGCGAAGAGAGAAUGGCUCGCUGGUGCCAUUUCAGAGAUGCUGACAUCCACGCCGAGACAGCUCCGAGAUGCCGCAGAUGUUGAGGAAGUGCUUCUACAGGCACUGAAUGAUGAAUUCGAAGUUGUGGUUGAUGACGGGAGCGCAGAAGAGACAGCACAGGCGAUCUGGAGGGGAUGCGAGCUGCUAGCCACUGGCAACACCGCCGAGUUGCAAUCAAGAUAUCAGGUCUACUUGGAGAAGGAGAAGAGUUGGAAGAAGGAGUCAACCGGCUUUGUGCGCGGGAAGGACGACGAAGGCGAGGAGACGGACUGGGACGAAGAUGACGAUGAAUUCAAUGGCUUCAGCGAUGAGGACAUUGAGAUGGGCGAGGCUCCGCAGCCAACCGCAAAAAAGGAGAAAGUAGUGCCGCAAGUGGAUGAAGAUGGUUUUACGACCGUGGUCAGCAAGAAGAAAAGAUGA